GAGAGUGAGAGAGUGAGAGGGGGUACUGCCGCAUAAAAUAGUGUACAGUGAUAUCCACACCAUUUCCAUGGUUUGGCUGCGUUUGGUGGAUUAGACUAAACAAUUUGAACUUUUUGAACUGAAAUAUCAGUGCUUGGAUGUGAAUUUAUCUACGCAUCUACCUUUUUGUGGAUAUAAUUCACUCCUUUUCCUGGAUUUACACACAGAACCGUGCUGCCAGGAUCCUGAUGAGAAACUGAAAGGUGUCAUCAUGUAUUUGUUCGCAAACAUCCUUUCUGAAUAUAAAAGUAAUCCAAGAAGUAAUCAUCUAGAUUACAUCUGGCUCAUGAUGGUGAAGAGGCGUGCGUUCCCUCUACUGAUAGCUUCUGCUCUGGCAGUCAUGGUCUACACCAUCUUCACAUUGCCCAGGUCACAGCCAGGCAACCUCCAGCAUCCCUAUCCGCACCACAUCUCUGACCAGUCCAUCACGCCUGUCAACGACACCAAACACUUCAUGGUGGGGGCCUACAAGGAACAUCGUGUGGAGGGAAGCUCCGUACGCAUCAUCAGUAUCUUCAGACGAGACUCAGUCCAGCCUCUGUACUGUGUGUUCUACUGUGGGACUCACUGGGCUAAUGGAAUGAAGGCUGAAGUCCAGAUGCACUCUGAUCACUUUGGUUUCCGCUUCGUGACGACCGACGUCCUUUGUCCGAAUCUUCCCGACUGCAACCCGUCACAUGUGACCCUCGCCACACAAGCUGACGCCGAACUCGCUCAGAACCAAACCUUCCUCCGCAUCCAGAACCUUGUGAAAAGGGAGGAAGAGGAGUUUCAGUUCAACUUCACUGUCUGUUGGUCCAAUUUAUUUGGCGAUUAUAACAACGUGCUUCAGGUCACCCAGACUCUGGAGAUGUACAAGUUGUUGGGAGUGCAGCAUGUUGUGGUGUAUAACACCAGCUGUGGACCAGACCUGGAGAGACUGCUACAGAGUUACACACAGGAGGGCUUUGUUGAGGUGGUGCCCUGGCCUAUCGACCAACACAUGAACCCGUCCCGUGGGUGGCUGCCCAGUGAACAUGGAGGGGACAUCCACUACUACGGCCAGUUGACCACUCUAAAUGACUGUGUCUACAGACAUAUGUAUCAGUCACGCUAUGUACUGCUGAACGACAUCGAUGAGAUUAUAGCUCCGUACCAGCAUCAAACCCUGCCCCAGAUGAUGGAUGUACUUCAGAGGCAAAACCCAAAGGCCGAAGUGUUCCUCAUAGAGAACCACAUCUUCCCUAAGUCCCAGUUUGAGCCCAGUGGAAGGUUUGAACGGCCCCGCUGGCAGGAUGUUCCAGGGAUCAACAUCAUGGAGCACAUCUACAGAGAGGAGCCAGACUAUCGUAUCUACCACCCCUCCAAGAUGAUAGUACGGCCCAGGGCAGUGGAGCAGACGUCGGUCCAUUCUGUGCUGCGUAACUUUGGGCAGACAGUGAAGGUUCCUCCUAACGUGUGUCAUAUCAUCCAUGUCAGAGUUCCCCUACGAGGAGAACUGACCAAGGAGGAGCUGCAUGAAGACAAGAGGAUCUGGGACUAUGAGAGACAACUGGUGCCUAAUGUAGAUAAAGCAUUGGAGAAGGCAGGACUACUGCGCAUGUGAAUGGAUUUGCUUCAUGCUGAACCAAACCUACAGAGAAGUUUAGCCCCACACUUGAAUGCUCUUAACCUGUCUAGGACAGAUGUUCCGCAAGCGGAAACCCCCCCCAACAUUCCACUGAAAAGGCAGCGUGCGAAAUUCAAAAAUAUUUUUUUGAAAUAUUUAACUUUCACACAUUA
Messenger RNA from Salvelinus sp. IW2-2015, 1800 nucleotides. RefSeq lists its product as uncharacterized. Gene Ontology annotation, molecular function: glycosyltransferase activity. The record is from RefSeq and is a predicted model, not a curated record. NCBI's taxonomy places the organism in Eukaryota, Metazoa, Chordata, Actinopteri, Salmoniformes, Salmonidae. Gene Ontology annotation, cellular component: cytoplasm.